AUGGCAACCCUGGAUGCUGCUCCCCAAUUCGGGGCAGAGCUGAAGGACUCGUUCAAGCCCGUGAACAAUUGGGUGACGAACGGAAUAUCAUGGCUCGACGAAAUCCAACAAUUCUACCGAGAACGCAGCACGAUCGAAAAAGAAUACGCCGCGAAACUGAACGCACUAUGCAAGAAAUACUCCGACCGCAAGGCGAAGAAGAUCAGCCAACUCAGUGUCGGAGAUACUCCUACGAUGACGCCCGGAUCGCUCGAGGCCGCAUCGCUGACUACAUGGGGUACACAGCUGACGGCUGUUGAGUCGCAUGCGGGGGAACGGGACAAAUUUGCCAACGAUUUGCUUAUCCAGGUUGCGGAGCCCUUGAAACAUGCGGCUGUUCAAUACGACGAGGUACGGAAAUGUCAUGUCGAUUUCCACGCGAAGUUGGAGAAGGAACGGGACGCUUCGUACAGUGACCUGAAGAAGGUGAAGGGAAAAUAUGACGGGGCGUGUCAGGAGGUCGAAAACAAGCGGAAGAAGAUGGAGUCGUCGUUUGACCAUGGUAAACAAAAGUCUCAGGCUGCUUACCAGCAGCAAAUCCUGGAGAUGAACAAUGUCAAGAAUACAUACCUCAUCCACAUUAACAUCACAAAUAAAAUGAAGGAGAAGUUCUACCACGAAUACGUUCCCGAGAUGAUUGACGGCCUUCAAGACCUCAACGAGACUCGAGUAGCCAAACUCAACUCCCUCUGGUCCCUCGCAGCCGAACUCGAAAACUCGUACAUGGCAAAGAGUAUGGACCACAUGUUGAACCUUUUGAAUGAGAUACCCCGAAAUGCCCCGCAUCUUGAUUCGCAUAUGUUUUUGCGCCACAACGUCACCCAAACACAAGAACCUCCGAACUUGACAUUCGAAGCCAGUCCUAUCUGGCACGACGACGAAUUGAUCGUCACCGAUGAAGCUGCCAAGGUCUUUUUGCGGAACUUGCUGAGCAAAAGCAAGACGCAAGUCCGCGAGUUACGGGUCGAAGCGGACAAGCACAAGCGGGAAGUGGACAGUUCGAGGCGGAAUAGGGAGAGAGCGCGACAAGGUCAGGAGGGGGUUAGUGAGGUGGAUGUUGUGCGGACUUUGUUCCACCAGCAGGAAGCCUUCCACGAGAUUGAUCGCAAGCGAGUGGCGGCCGAGGUGGAAACCUCUACGAUUAUGGCCGUGGUGGGUGACUUGUCCGUUGGAGCUCAGAAUCACAACUUCAAGUCGCAGACCUUCAAGAUUCCUACCAACUGCGAUCUGUGUGGGGAGCGCAUCUGGGGAUUAUCGGCCAAGGGCUUUGACUGCAGGGACUGCGGAUACACUUGCCACAGCAAGUGCGAAAUGAAAGUGCCUGCCGAAUGUCCAGGAGAACAAAGCAAGGAAGAGAAGAAAAGGCUCAAGGCAGAGCGUCAGGAGCAGGCUACCUCCAUGCCGCCACUCGACCUUGAAGCCUCGACUACAUCAUCCGCCGCUCCAUCACUAACACGCAAGGACACCAUGAACUCACUGAGCUCGGGCUAUGCAACGAACGUCAACCGAUCAGUGUCGAACGUGACAUCUCAGCCCGCGAGCGGAGCGGAGACGCCAAUAUCGCCCGUACCACCCGUAGAAAGCAAACCGGCGCCGGUACGAAGGGUUCUCGCACCGCCUCCUGCAGCGUACAUCAGUCCGCCACCCGAACCCGCACCAAAACCCAGCGAACCGAGGGGUAGAAUGCUAUACCCAUACCAAGCACAGGGCGAAGAUGAAGUCAGUGUACAAGAAGGCGACAGCGUCGUCAUCGUCGAACCAGAUGACGGCUCCGGAUGGCUCAACGUCCGCUCCGGCACCCAAACCGGCCUCGUCCCAGCCUCCUACGUCGAAGCAGCCCCAGCACCGGCUCAGUCGCCCGUCCCCUCCGUCACCGACCGUCGCAACUCGGUCUACUCCAACUCCUCUGCAGCAGGCCACGCGCCGGGCAAGAAGAUCGGCCCAGCAGUCGCCCCUCGCCGCGGCGCAAAGAAACUACAAUACGUCGAGGCGAUGUACGACUACACCGCGCGGAGCGAGAUGGAAUGGGACAUGGCCGAGGGCGACCGGUUCGUGUUGGUUAACCGGGACGGAGGCGAUGGGUGGGCGGAUGUUGAGCGGGGCGGUGUAACGAAGAGUGUUCCUGCGAAUUAUAUCCAGGAAGUUUGA
Molecule: messenger RNA, 2187 nt
Organism: Aspergillus chevalieri
Lineage: Eukaryota; Fungi; Ascomycota; Eurotiomycetes; Eurotiales; Aspergillaceae
Product: putative actin polymerization protein Bzz1
Exons: 6
Coding region: 1-2187 (728 amino acids)
Biological process (GO): regulation of actin filament polymerization
Molecular function (GO): protein binding
Source: RefSeq, a predicted model, not a curated record